AUGAUUAUGAACCAAUCAGCCAAGCCAAACAUUUGCAAGCAAGCGCAUACCUCCAAGGAACAUGACGAUUUGUGCACCGAAGCUGUGGAGUCAAUAGCGAGGCAGUUGUCAACAGCAGAACCAGAUCUACUUGUUGCGCGUACCACUGUUCUUGCCCAAUUUGCUCGGUUAGCGCCCGAUGCAUUUAAGCUCAAGAGCAAUAUCUUAAUGGCCCUCCUCGUCAAGAAGUUACUCAUGGUACCUAGCCCAGCGGAUCCUGUGCAUGGUGCUAUCAUUCUGUGCACAAAAGAUGAUAAUUUGCUGAUAUGUGAUGCUGUAGGAUGA
Molecule: messenger RNA, 324 nt
Organism: Suillus fuscotomentosus
Lineage: Eukaryota; Fungi; Basidiomycota; Agaricomycetes; Boletales; Suillaceae
Exons: 3
Coding region: 1-324 (107 amino acids)
Source: RefSeq, a predicted model, not a curated record